Cebus imitator (Panamanian white-faced capuchin) is the source of this 1166-nucleotide messenger RNA. RefSeq names its product caveolae associated protein 3 (gene CAVIN3). Gene Ontology annotation, cellular component: cytoplasm; caveola. NCBI's taxonomy places the organism in Eukaryota, Metazoa, Chordata, Mammalia, Primates, Cebidae. Gene Ontology annotation, molecular function: protein kinase C binding. The transcript has 2 exons. The record is from RefSeq and is a predicted model, not a curated record. The coding region runs from base 164 to 949 and encodes 261 amino acids.
ACCCCCGCUGCCAACAGCCCGACGCCCCCGCGCCCUCCCGCCGCCCCAGAAGGCCAACUCCGCCCGCCUGAGUCACAGCUGGAGUUGGGGAGGAGUCAGGGGAAGGCGGCUCCAGCCCUUAGUGCAGCCUUUGGUUGCAGGCAGAGCAGAGCGGUCAGGGAUCAUGGGGGAGAGUGCGUUGGAGCCGGGGCCUGUGCCCGAGGCGCCGGCUGGGGGUCCCGUGCACGCCGUGACGGUGGUGACCCUGCUGGAGAAGCUGGCCUCCAUGCUGGAGACACUGCGGGAGCGGCAGGGAGGCCUGGCUCGAAGGCAGGGAGGCCUGGCGGGGUCCGUGCGCCGCAUCCAGAGCGGCCUGGGCGCUCUCAGUCGCAGCCACGACACCACCAGCAACACCUUGGCGCAGCUGCUGGCCAAGGCGGAGCGCGUGAGCUCGCAUGCCAACGCAGCCCAAGAGCGCGCUGUGCGCCGCGCAGCCCAGGUGCAGCGGCUGGAGGCCAACCACGGGCUGCUGGUGGCGCGAGGGAAGCUCCACGUUCUGCUCUUCAAGGAGGAGGGUGAAAUCCCAGCUACCGCUUUCCAGAAGGCACCAGAGCCCUUGGGCCCGGCGGACCAGUCCGAGCUGGGCCCGGAGCAGCCCGAGGCCGAAGCUGGAGAGAGCUCGGACGAGGAGCCGGUGGAGUCCAGGGCCCAGCGGCUGCGGCGCACUGGAUUGCAGAAGGUACAGAGCCUCCGAAGGGCCCUUUCGGGCCGAAAAGGCCCUGCGGCGCCACGGUCCACGCCGGUCAAGCCGCCUCGCCUUGGGCCUGGCCGGAGCGCUGAAGCCCAGCCGGAAGCCCAGCCUGCACUGGAGCCCACGCUGGAGCCAGAACCUCCGCAGGACACUGAGGAAGAUCCCGGGAGACCUGGGGCUGCCAGAGAAGCUCUGCUCCAAAUAGAGAGUGCAGCCUAAGGGCUGGUGUUGCCUGCCUCGCUUGUGGCUUGUGCCUUGUCCCAAAAUAAAUCCUUUCAGAAUGUAGCACUCGCGCCCUAAUAAGGAGAGAAUCCUGCAUCCGCGGAGGCGGGCGCUCUGGACCUCCCUUCCUUAAGUCCAGUCCUGCGUCCUCUGAAAGAGGUGCAGCCCCUCACACCUGCUUACGCUCACCAUCAAUAAAAGUAAUUUCACCCGA